Molecule: messenger RNA, 709 nt
Organism: Acanthochromis polyacanthus (spiny chromis)
Lineage: Eukaryota; Metazoa; Chordata; Actinopteri; Pomacentridae
Gene: fgl1b
Product: fibrinogen like 1B
Exons: 6
Coding region: 83-709 (208 amino acids)
Source: RefSeq, a predicted model, not a curated record
UGCAUGACAGACUGAGAUCACCGAGUGGUUUCUACCGCAUCAGACCCAAAUUACACCAGGAGCCUUUUUGGUCUACUGUGAUAUGAAGGACGGAGGCGGUUGGACAGUGUUUCAGAAACGUCGGCAUGGAAAAGUCAACUUCUACAGAGACUGGGUGGACUAUAGAGACGGCUUUGGGGAAUUCAAACUGUGGAAUGAUGAGUUUUGGUUGGGGAAUGAGCACAUUUAUUCUCUGCUCUCAGAAGGUAAGAACCUGGUGAAGAUAGAUCUGAUGGACUGGGAUGGAAAGAGAAGCCACGCAUUUUAUGAGAACUUCAGAAUCACUGACGAGGCCGAUAAGUAUCGCCUCCAGUAUGGGCAGUACAGCGGACCGGCUGGAGAUGCACUGACAGGGGGUGGUGGUGGGGUUGUGGAGCAGUGGUCCUCCUGCCUCAGUGGAAUGCAGUUCAGCACCAAGGAUCAGGACAAUGACCGCUACCGUCAGGGAAGCUGUGCCCAAGAGAACAAGGGAGGUUGGUGGUUCAACAGAUGUCAUGCAGCCAACCUAAAUGGAAACUUCUACCGCAAGGGGAAGUACAAAGCUGAGUAUGACGACGGCGUGGUGUGGGGGACCUGGAAAGGCCUUUGGUAUUCACUCAGACACACCACCAUGAAGGUGCGACCUCUGGUUUUCUUGGACACCGUGGGCAGUGGAGGAGGGGAAAUUUGA